UCUGAUUUGGUGGGUGCAAUUAAAGAAUGAGUGAGAAUGUUAGGAUUUAAACAACCCAUUUUGCAUAAAUCUUCCGAAGAUGAUGGCUUGCUUGAAAGAUUUGAUUUUGGUUGAUUGAUAUAUGUAGAAGAAUUCUGCGGCGAGUUUUGGCUCACUUGACUUCCUGAGCAAAUUCUUCAUCAACCCGAAAUUUAAUCAAUUGGGCCCCACCCGUACCCGACCCGUAUAGAUAUUGUCUCGGCCCGUUCGGAGCUAAAAACACAGACACACGGAGAUCAGCCGGCGCCGCCGCCGCAUUCCAUGGAAACACACUCUCAAUCAAUCCGAGUGCUAGUUCGCCCACCGCCGUCGCCCGCCCCCACGCACCCCCUCCCUCCGCAGCCCCCGCCGCCGCCCGACGCAUCUCCGCCCACUAAGAACGGCGUCGUGGUGGUCGGAUUCGUAGGGAGGCGCCGCCACGAAGUCGCCCAUCUCAUCAACAAAAUCGUCGACUCCUACGCCUUUGGCUCCGGCGGUUUGGACACUCCUUUUCGCUUCGAGCCCGAUAGGAUCGACUCGGAGAUGAGGAUAUGGCUGGAGAGCAGGAAUUUGAGCUUCUAUCUCGACGAAGACAGGGGGAUUUUGUACCUGCAAUUCUCCAUGGCUGACUGCACACUAGCUGAGGCGAUGCUGUCGGAGGGGAGGAUGGGUUUAGAGUCGGAUUUGGAGGAUCGCGAGCUCGGGGAUCUCAAGGGAUUGAUUUUUAUGUUCACUGUCUGUCAUGUUGUAAUACUGAUCCAGGAGGGGUCACGCUUCGAUACUCAAUUGCUAAAAAAGUUCCGGGUUCUGCAAGCUGCUAAACAUUCAAUAGUUCCAUUUAUUAAAUCACAAAAUAUAUCAUCCAUAGCGUCUAGGCCACGUUCUUCAGCUCAGUCACGAAUACCUGCUUCCAGGGCAUUAUUUAGUAAUGCUGUUCCUGGUAAAAUUCAAGGGAUUCAGAAUCGCAAUGCUUCAGCCAAUUCAGUAAUGUCAGGUUUAGGUUCCUUCACCUCCUUGCUACCCGGUCAAUGUACCCCAGUUGUACUCUUUGUGUUUGUUGAUGAUUUCUCUGAGAUUUUUAAUACGGAACAGUCUUCAGAGACCUCGUCCUUAAAUGUGCCGUCAAGUUUUAACAUCUCUGCGAGACCAGGAAUGGGUGCUAAAGGAUCUAGUUCUGUUGUUAUGCUUGCACGGCCUGUGAACAAUUCUGAAGGUGGACUGAGGAAAAAAUUACAAUCAUCCCUUGAGGCACAAAUUCGGUUUUCAAUAAAAAAAUGCCGAACGCUUUCAGUAUUCGAAGGCAGUCAUGGUGGGUCAAGGACUGGUGCAGUUGCUAACUCGGCCCCUCUUUUUACACUGGAUGCAUCAAAGGCUGUUUCACUCGUAGAUGCUUGCUCAACUCAGAGUUGUGAAUCUCUCGAGUUUGCAAUUGGCCUUGUUGAUCAAGUAUUAAAUGGGAAAGCAACCCCAGAUUCUCUUUUGCAUGAAAGUCACCAUCAAAAUACAAACAAGGAGGAUAUCCUCUCUGUGAAGGAGUUCAUCCACAAGCAGUCUGAUCUUCUAAGAGGAAGAGGUGGUUUGCUGGGUAAUGGCAGCAGCGGUGCUGCAGGUGUUGGUAUGGUUGCUGCUGCAGCGGCGGCUGCAGCAGCCUCGACCUCUGCAUCUGCUGCUUCUGCAAAGUCAGUUAACCCCCCCGAGCUCCCAACUUUAGAGAUAUGGUCAACUUCUUCUCAGUCGAUUCUUCACAGAAUUCUUUCUGUAAAACCUGCUUGCACAUAUCAAGGAAAAAUUAACCACAUGCAAGAGCAGGAUGCAAGCAUACCACUGACAGAAACUGUACCAACGUCUUCUGAUCCAUAUCAAUCUGCAUCGUCACUUCUGGAGAAUGGUAUUGGAAUGAACACUAGAUUUUCAAUCUCGUGGUGUGAAAAAGCCUUUCCAGUUGCAAAGGAGGUGUAUUUGAAGGAUCUUCCUCCUUGUUAUCCAAGUUUUCAGCACGAGGUCCAUUUAAAGAAAGCGUUGCAUGCCUUUAUGUCUAUGGUGAAGGGACCUGCCGUGCACCUGUAUUUUAAAAAAUUGGAGGACGAAUGCAUGUCUAUCUGGAGUUCUGGAAGGCAAUUGUGUGAUGCAGUUAGUCUGACUGGGAAACCUUGCAUGCAUCAAAAGCAUGACAUAAAAUCUAUUUCCAGUGAUGAGAUCAAACAUCAUUCAAGUGGAUUUGUUUACCUCCAUGCUUGUGCAUGUGGGCGUUCUAGGCUAUUGCGGCCUGAUCCUUUUGAUUUUGAUUCGGCAAAUGUUGUGGGCAAUACCUUCGUUGAUUGUGAUAAGCUUCUUCCAAGAGUUAAGUUGCCAGAAGGAAUUGUUAAGGGACCCAUUCAACCUUCAUCAUGGAAUUUGAUUCGUAUUGGGGGUGCAAGGUAUUAUGAUCCUUCAAAAGGUUUAAUCCAAAGUGGAUUUUGUGCAACUGAGAAAUUUCUUCUUAGGUGGACUAUAUUUCUUGAGAAACCACCGCUAAAUGACUUCCAGCAGGGUUCCUCAGACAGAAAUCCCGGAUUCGAAACUGCUUUAGAAGCAGAUGAUCAAACAUCUGAUGUUGCUCGGUUAGGAGCUGGAAGGGCACAAAAUGGAGUUGGGACUCCAAAAAAGCCCUAUUCGGAUAUCACUGGAAAUGGUAGUAAACAAUUGAGUGCUGGUCGAGGAUUAUCCAACAUUACAUUGAGAAAACCAUUUUCUGAAGUUGUUACUGGAACUGCUGCUAACUCUGCAUUUCCUCCACUCUUUUCUAGAAAACAGCCUAUACAAGAUGCUGAGAAAGGUGUUAAAUUACAUGAUGGACGGCACAGGGAUCUGGACAAACUUGGCGAUGCUGUCUACAGUCAAGAAACUCUAAAGGUUAAAGAUACUGUGCCCGUUGAUAAUUUGCAGCAUAUUGGCACUGCUAACAAUGCCACAGAGUAUGGCGAUUCUUUUCCUCAUAUUGGAAGCAAUAUACCUUCUUUAAAUGUGAUUGGUGGUGAACAGAUUAAGGCCACCAAUCCUCCAAUGAAGGCUGCCACUGUAUAUGUGGGGUUUGAACAUGAGUGUCCCCGUGGCCAUAGGUUUAUAUUAACUCGGGCUCAUCUUAGUGACCUGGGGUCACCAUUCUCAGUGCUUGAGGAGAAUGGUCUCCCUUUGCCAGUGGAAAACUCAGAUAAAAAACAAGAUCCAGCUAAAUUGGGUAAACUUGGCAACAGUGGUAGAACCAGACGGCAGGGACAUGGGCUAGUCAUGGGUGGUGGUAUUAGUAAGGCGAAGAACCUUGAGAAGUCAAAAGAGAAAGUGGUCAAUGGGAACAGAAACAGAAACAAUAGAAACCUUGCCGAGGAUCUUGAUGACCUUAAACCCACUAGUAUUGAUGUUCACGGUGGUGCCUUCUCCCUUUUGAAUAGAAACUUACCGAUAUAUAUGAACUGUCCACAUUGUAGGGAGUCAAGGUCCAAAAACAAUACAUCUAAUGUUAAGUAUGCAAGUGCUAUCUCACAGCUGCAGAGGAUCUUUGUGGUGACUCCUUCAUCUCCGAUUGUUUUGGCUGCAAACCCAGUUAUUCAAUUUGAGUUAUCUUGUUUACCUCCCUCUAUCCCUGAUCGUGAACAAAAGCUACAAUUCAGCUUGGGCUGCCCUGCGAUUCUGCCGCCAGAUAGUUUCCUCUCUUUGAGGCUUCCUUUUGUUUAUGGUGUAGAACUGGAGGAUGGGAGUCUGCAUUCUCUUAAACCUUUUGAAAAUCAGCCACACCUCACUGCAUGUAUAAAGAGGGGAACAGCUUUGCAGGUUAUGCCAAAUCGGGGCGCUCUUAAUCCCGAAUCAGCGUGGUUGACGUCAAAAAACUUUCCUGCUCCAUAGACGAUUGACUUGUACUCGGUUUCUGGGUACUUUGCAAGUGGAGACUUCCCCUACCGCAUGAGGUAAAUCCUCGAAGUGUGCUGUGAGAAGUCAAAAAUAUGAAUUUUCAACCUUUUUUAUGUCAGGUAUAUAGAGCAUUCAAAUCUUAACAAGACUCUUUCAUUGGAGUGUCAGUGAGUGCAAUAGAUAUAUAAGUGCGUAUAUAUAAUUGACAUAAUGAAAAUGGAUAGUAGAUGAAAGAUGUGUUCUUCUAAAACUUAGUAUGCUGUAAACAUGAUAAGCUUGCAAAUAAUAUUGUUCCUUUUAGAGCUCCGGAGUUUAGUUUCUCACUGUACUUUUUCCUCUUUCCACAACUACGAAGAGGACUGGUGAAGUUGGCUUCCAUCUGUAAUCGGGGAAAAGAAAACGAAUUAUAGAAGUCGUCAAUACUUAACUGGCUUGCUUACCUAAGCUUCGAUUUUCAGGUUUCUCCGUUUGAUACAGCAGCCCUGAGAUUGCUGGCCUUCAGCUAUGGAGGUUCCUAUGCGUUUUCCUUAUUAUCUUUAUACAUCUCGAUAGAUUCUCAUCCAUUUUCUCUAAACUUGCAUCUCUAUUCAUUUCAUUGCAUUCUUAUCUCUACUUACUUUUCAUCAAAUGUUUACCUUGUUUGGUAGAGUACAAGUUAAGGGCGAAACUGAUUUGGUAAAACGCGAAAAGAUGAAGCACCGUUUUCGUCUUCUAUAACCUAUAAAUCUUUGAUUUUAACAAGAGUGAUUGGUGGAUUAUUAGGAAUUUUUCCAAUGAUUUAUUUUUCCGGAAUAGUAAUUCUACAAAUCUUGCUGGGAGAAUAAGUUUAUUUGUUGAUCGUAAUUCUACAAAUCUUGUGAUUUAAAUUGCAGAUGAGCAGCGUCUCCGAUGGGCUGGGCUGGGCCAGUGGCCGUCGCGGCGUGAAAUACAUUUUCCCAUGGACUGUGCGGAACACAGGAGUCCUUGCAACUCAGAGAUAUGUCGAAGGAAUUAUGAAGAGAUGGAAUUAUGAAAGUUGUGAUGCUUUAUUGCUAGCUUAUUAAAUAUCUCAUUUUGUUAUUUUGCGAACAUUUUUGUCCAAAUUGAGUCGAUGUCUUUGCCCAGAUCA
Salvia splendens (bonfire salvia) is the source of this 5011-nucleotide messenger RNA. RefSeq lists its product as uncharacterized. NCBI's taxonomy places the organism in Eukaryota, Viridiplantae, Streptophyta, Magnoliopsida, Lamiales, Lamiaceae. The transcript has 4 exons. Gene Ontology annotation, biological process: nuclear-transcribed mRNA catabolic process, nonsense-mediated decay. Bases 301 to 3897 code for a protein of 1198 amino acids. The record is from RefSeq and is a predicted model, not a curated record.